AUGGGUUUUCAUUUACCUCAUAUCAGAAGGGCAUUAUUUGCUGCAAAUCACGCACCUUCAAAAGUGGUGGAUGUAGCAAAGGGCUAUUUUGCGGUCUAUGUUGGAGAGAAAAUGAAGCGGAUUGUGAUUCCUGUAUCAUACCUCAACCAACCUUCAUUCCGAGAAUUGUUGAGUCAAGUUGAGGAAGAGUUUGGAUAUAAUCAUCCCAUGGGUGGCCUAACAAUUCCUUGCAGCGAAAAAGCCUUCCAACAUAUAACUUCUUGCUUGAAUGGGAUAUAA
Molecule: messenger RNA, 279 nt
Organism: Sphenostylis stenocarpa
Lineage: Eukaryota; Viridiplantae; Streptophyta; Magnoliopsida; Fabales; Fabaceae
Source: the annotation of a GenBank genome assembly